Effrenium voratum is the source of this 2979-nucleotide messenger RNA. Lineage: Eukaryota; Dinophyceae; Suessiales; Symbiodiniaceae. The record is from the annotation of a GenBank genome assembly.
AUGGAGGUGACUCUCCUGGACUAUGGCGCGGGCAAUGUGCAGAGCGUGUUCAACGCCAUCCGAACGCUGGGCUUCAAAGUGCGGUACGUGCAAGGCCCCGAGGACAUUGCGAAGGCCGAGUGCAUCGUGUUCCCGGGCGUGGGGGCCUUUGGGCCCUGUGUGGAUGCGCUGCAAAGCAAGGGCUUCUUCGCGCCCCUGCAGCAGUACCUCAAGGAAGACCGUCCCUUCUUCGGUAUCUGCCUGGGCAUGCAGACGCUCUUCGAGGGCAGCGCGGAGAGCCCCGGGGUGGCAGGCCUGGGCGUCCUGCCGGGCACCGUGGAGCGCUUUCCGGAGACCAGCCUAGCGGUGCCCAACAUCAAUUGGAGUGGAGUGGCGCCCAUGUUAGCAGACCCUUGGCCCUUGGAGAAGGCCCAGCCCCGCUGCUAUUUCGUCCACUCCUACCGGGUGCCCAUGACAACUGCGCCCUGGGCCCUGGCUUGCUCGGAAUACGGCGAGAAGUUCGUGUGCGCCGUGCGCCAGGGGAAUUGCGUGGCCACGCAGUUUCACCCAGAGAAGAGCGGUACCGUGGGACUCAGGAUCCUGGAGACCUGGCUCAAAGGCCGGGCGCCGGGUGAGGCAGCUCCAGCGGAGGCCUUUUGCCCGGAACCCCCGGCCCGGCGGAUCAUCGCGUGCCUGGACGUGCGGGCCAACGACGCGGGGGACCUGGUGGUUACCAAGGGCGACCAGUACGAUGUCCGCGAGAAGGAGGGCUCCGUGCGGAACCAUGGGAAACCGGUGUCGCUGGCGGAGCGGUAUUAUCAAGAUGGAGCCGACGAGGUGUCGUUUUUGAACAUCACGGCAUUCCGAGAUAUGGUGCUGGAAGAUCAGCCCAUGCUCGAGGUUUUGAGAAGUGCCGCCGAGAAGGUCUUCGUGCCGUUGACGGUGGGAGGUGGCAUUAGGUCGUAUGUGGACGAGAAAGGGAGGAGCUACUCGGCCCUGGACGUGGCAGAUGCCUACUUUAGGGCGGGUGCCGACAAGAUCUCCAUCGGCUCCGACGCGGUGGAGGUGGCGAAGGCCUACUACGCCGCGGGGAAGAAGGGCGAUGGCGGCUCCUCCAUUGAGCUCAUUAGCACCAAGUACGGGCGCCAGGCCGUAGUCGUGAGCGUGGAUCCGCGGCGGGUGUAUGUUGCGGACCCGAAGAGUUGUGCUCACAACUGCGUGGAGGUGGGGCUCACAGAUAAGGCGACGCCUGUGGGCCCCAACGGCGAGCGCUUUGCUUGGUACUGCUGCACCGUGAAGGGAGGGCGAGAAGACAGCGACCUGGAUGUGGUUCAGCUGGCGCAGGCGGCCGAGGCACUGGGAGCUGGAGAGCUGCUGUUGAACUGCAUCAAUCGCGAUGGCCAGGGAAACGGCUAUGAGCUUGAGCUGGUCCAGCAGGUGAAGUCUGCGUGCACGUUGCCGGUCAUUGCCUCCAGCGGCGCCGGAUGCCCCGAGCACUUUCAGCAGGCCUUGGCGGUCGGUGCAGAUGCAGCGCUGGCUGCCGGCAUUUUCCACCGACAGGAAGUUCCCAUCCAGGAAGUGAAGAGCUACUUGAGCAAAACGGAAAUUCCCGUGAGAAACCUCAAUGCGUACUUCCAGGGCCGCUGGAAAGUGAAGGCACGGGUGAUCACGAAGGGCGACAUCCGCAAGUUCAACAACAGCCGUGGGGAGGGGCAGCUUUUCAAGGUGGACCUUGCGGACGGCUCGGGGGAGAUCUCCGCCACCUUCUUCGGCCGCGCCGUGGACAAGUACCACGCCUUGCUGAAGCCCGGCCAGGUGUACACUUUCCAGAAAGGCCAGGUGAAGGGUGCCAACAAGCGCUAUGACAGCGGGGACUAUGUGCUGACUUUCGAGGAGCACGCGCUGAUUGAAGUCGCGGAGGAGGAUCGCAGCCUUCCGGGCAUUUGCUACAACUUCCGGCCCCUCUGCGAAGUGCUGGGCAUGGCUCCUGAGACACUGGUGGAUGUGAAAGCUGUGGUGUGCCAGGUGCAGGAUCCCUACACCUUCACGGCAAAGACCUCCAACAAGGAGAUGACCAAGCGCGAGAUUCACCUCUGGGAUCCUUCGGGGCCAACAGGCUACACCACCAUGGAGCUGACCUUGUGGAACGAGCGGGCCAUUGGCACGGACUUCCAAGUGGGCCAUCCCAUCUUCCUGAAGAAGGCGCGCGUCACCGAGUUCAACCAGCAGAAGUCCUUGAGUAGCCCUGCGCAACUCGAGCUGGACCCAGACCACGAGGACGCCUUUGCGGCCGUGGCCAAAUUCCAGGAGUUUGCCGCCACCAAUCCGCUGCCCGUGGUCACCAAAACUCCCGUCAGCUCCUCGCGGCGGCAGACGUUGGAGGCGUGCCGCCAGGAGGACCUGAACCUCGCGCUGCCACCGGCACCAGGCGUGGCCUUAGGACCCACUGAUGCACGGGUGACCCACCGGCAUUCCGUGGUGGCGACCUUUACCACCUUGCCUACGGACAAGGGAGCGUACUACCCGUCCUGCCCCGAGAAGGUCGAGGGUCGUCCUUCCGUUGGGGGAACAGGGCCUGCUUCGAGGACGUGCAACAAAAAGGUGUCCCAGGAGGACAACGGAAGCUGGAAAUGUGCAAGUGGCCACGUCUCGGCCUAUCCGGAGUUCCGGUACCUGUGCCGCAUCAAUGUCCUUGACCACACAGACCAGGUGGAGGUGAACCUGUACGACGAAGCGCUGCAAAAGCUUCUCCGCUGCGAGGCCCGGGAGUAUGUGCCUAUGUUCGAGGCGGGGCAGGUGGGCGGCGAGAAGGAGAACGAGUUGAAGGAGCUGCACCAGCGCAUGGAGUGGAAGAAGUGCAUCCUCCGCCUCCGUGCGACGAAGGAGGUUUGGCAGGAGAACGAGCGGAUUCGGUACAGUGUAGACGAUGCGCAGCCGAUACCCUUUGUGCAAGAAGCCCGUCAGAUGCUUUCGGAGGUGAUGCACUCACUUGCGAACUGA